Messenger RNA from Cyclocybe aegerita, 1191 nucleotides. Lineage: Eukaryota; Fungi; Basidiomycota; Agaricomycetes; Agaricales; Hemipholiotaceae. The record is from the annotation of a GenBank genome assembly.
AUGGCCAUCUCAAAACCGACCGCAAAUGGCAAUACUCAUGCUGAAGUCGCACCAGUCGAACUCGAUGCCUCGAAGGUCAUAAUCAACCUCGCGGAUGAGCUCAAGCCUCUAGCUGCGCCAGAGACUCUAAAAUUCGGAGAGACCAAGACAGAUCAUAUGCUGAUCGUUCAUUACGACCCGGUGCAUGGAUGGGGUGCUCCAGAGAUCAAGCCGUACGGUCCAUUGACGCUAGACCCAAUGAGUUCGUGUUUCCAGUACUGCCCAAACGUGUUCGAGGGGAUGAAGGCGUACCUCGGCCCAAAUGGAGAAGCGCGGUUGUUCCGACCAAUGUUGAACAUGGAGCGUCUAGUGCGUUCGGCGGAUCGAGUGGCUUUGCCUCCCUUUGACCACAACCAGCUCCUCAUCCUCAUCAAACGUCUGAUCCAAGUUGACUCAAGGUGGAUACCUGGCCUACCAGGAUACAGUCUGUACAUCAGACCAACUAUCAUCGGAACACGACCUGCACUGGGAGUGACUGCUUCCGAUAGCGCUUGCAUAUUCGUCGUCCUUUCACCAGCAGGUCCCUAUUUCAGUGCAGGCGCGAAGGGGAUUUCUUUGCUAGCCGUCGGAGAAAGCGUGCGUUCGUGGCCUGGAGGGACCGGUGGCCACAAACUCGGUUUGAACUAUGCGCCUGGCUUCCAACCCCAGCGUAUAGCCGCAAAGCAGGGGUACGACCAGAUUCUGUGGCUACUGGGCGAUGACGAGAAAGUUACAGAAGUCGGCGCGAUGAAUUUCUUCCUGGCUGCAAAGCGCGAUGAUGGUGACGUCGACCUCAUCACACCCCCACUAGACGGAACCAUUCUACCUGGCCUGACACGCGCCUCGACGAUCGCGCUCGCACAGGCGCACACUACCGGCCGGAUAACACUCCCUGGCGUGCCCGGGAGCACGAAGUUGCACAUGCACGAACGGCCCUUGACGAUGAGCGAGAUCGCGUCGUUAUUCGACCAAGGCAAGGUGUUGGAGGCGUUUGGGGUGGGCACGGCAGUCAUCGUCGCUCCAGUAGGUAGGAUUGGGUGGAAAGGCCGUGACUUCGUCUUCCCUGUGUACAAGGAGGCUCUGGGCCCGAUCGGCAAGGGCAUGUGGAACAUGAUCACGGACAUCCAGACCGAAAAGGUCGAAUUCGAUGGCUGGAGCGUGGUUUGCUCGUAG